CACCGUUGGUUAUAAGCCAGAAAACCUUGACAUGGAUUUUCAGUUCCAAUGAGGAAGCGAUCUUGCAUCUCAUUUCAUUUUUACUUUCUUUUUUCUUUUAUUUUCUUUACAUCUCAUAACCCGCGAAAAAUGAUCUGCGGCUUUUGAGAACCACCUUUAAACUUAAAGCCACGUGACCUUGCAAACGACCUCUAAUUCGGUGCUAGUAUCGUCCGUUCCUAGCUGAGUUUUACUAUAACCCCUACAUCAUUGACACGUUUGGAACACGUUCGUUGUCCGAGUGUCCAAGCGAAAGCUCAGUUAUAACGUUAAAUUCCUCGCGACUUGCUACUAAAAACCGGUAGUAAAGGAUUCCCGAAUCAUCUAAGAUAUGAUACGAACGACGACAAGUCUACGUAAUGAAUUGGCACGCGCGUUACUACGAAAUUCUGUGCGGACAAAUACCGUAAGAUCCAUGGUCAUACGAUGUCUUCACAGAAAAUAUCUGCAAAGGAUUCAGGUUCAAAAUACCUUACGUCUUACUGUGACCCCAUGGAAGCAACAAUUAAGGUAUUAUGCAGAUUAUCCGGAUCAUGUCAAAGUACAACUUCCUGCAUUGUCUCCUACCAUGGAAACAGGCACUAUUGUCAGUUGGCAUAAGAAGGAAGGUGAUAAGUUGAAUGAAGGUGACUUACUGGCAGAAAUUGAAACGGAUAAAGCGACAAUGGGCUUUGAAACACCAGAAGAAGGCUAUCUGGCAAAAAUUAUGGUAGCUGCAGGAACAAAAAAUGUCCCUAUUGGCAAACUAGUUUGUAUAAUUGUUCCAGACGAAGGUAGUGUAGCUGCCUUCAAAGAUUUUAAGGAUGAUUCUCCAGCUGCCCCAACUCCUGCACCAGCUGCUCCUACACCAUCCACUCCUCCUCCAUCACCAGUAACACCACCAGCACCAGCUGCACCAGCAGCACCAGCAGUGCCACAACCUACCCCAUCAGGGGAUAGAAUAUAUGUUACCCCAUUAGCUAAAAAACUUGCAGCUGACAAAGGCCUUAGUUUGCAGGGCUUAAAAGGUUCAGGACUGUAUGGUGCCAUAACAUCUAAAGAUUUAGAAGGUGCACCAGCUAUGGCUGUACAACCUGCUAUGGCAGCAGUAGCAGGUGCUCCAGGAGGAAUAGAUGUUCCUGUGUCCAACAUUCGAGCAGUAAUUGCUAAGCGUUUACUGGAAAGUAAACGAUCUAUUCCACAUUAUUACUUAUCAAUAGAUGUGAAAAUGGACGCUGCUUUAGAAAUGCGGGAACGAUUUAAUAAGAUGUUAGAGAAGGAGAAGGUAAAGCUUAGUGUAAACGAUAUCAUUAUCAAAGGAAUGGCGAUGGCUUGCAAAAAAGUACCUGAGGGUAACAGUGCUUGGAUGGGAGAAGUUAUUAGACAAUACAAUAAUGUUGAUGUAAGUGUAGCAGUAAGUACAGAGAGCGGUCUAAUCACACCAAUAGUUUUCGGUGCAGAUGGAAAGGGUAUAGUUCAAAUUAGCAAAGAUGUAAAAGAAUUGGCUACAAAAGCGAGGGAAGGAAAAUUACAACCACAAGAGUUCCAAGGAGGAACUAUCACUUUGUCAAAUCUAGGAAUGUUUGGCAUUAAAAACUUCUCCGCGAUUAUAAAUCCUCCCCAAUCUAUCAUUCUUGCUGUAGGUACAACUGAAGCCAGGUUAAUACCUGCCAAAAAUGAAAAAGGAUUCAUAACCUCCCAAUUUAUGUCUGUUACUGCCAGUUGCGAUCAUCGCACCGUAGACGGUGCAGUAGGCGCGCAGUGGUUAGCUGCUUUUAAGAGCUUUAUGGAGAAUCCAACGAAUAUGUUGUUAUAGUAAAUUCAACCGUUGAAAUGUUCAAUGGAGUAGUUUGAACGAGCGAAACUUAUAUGAGAAAAAAAGCAUUGUUUUGUUCAGGUACGAAAGGUGAUGAUGAGUAUCCUGUAUAUUUGUGUAUAGUACAAUGUCAAAUUGUUUUAUUUUACGCAUUUGUAAAUCGUCGAUUUUUGAUAGAUGCACAUUUUGAAGGGCACACUUUAUUUCUUUUACGCAGAAGCAUCAUUGCGACACACAAUUCAGGAAUCAAGGUGUCACUAAUAUCAUUAGGCCGAAUUUCUUCCUAUUCGAUUUUAGAAAUUUUAUAUAUGUGGUUUUUCAUUGAACAUAAAGUACAAGACUGACGAUUAAUUUUAUCGUUAUAAAAACAAAAGAAACGAUUCAUCAAAUUUAAAUGUUACUUUAUUAUUUCCGUGAAAAACCACAAACUUCCCCAGCAAUAGUAGUGGCCACGUGUAAAUAUGUGUAUUUAUGAAACAAUAUUACGGCCAUCAUUUAUUGCAAUGAAUUCAA
Molecule: messenger RNA, 2347 nt
Organism: Habropoda laboriosa
Lineage: Eukaryota; Metazoa; Arthropoda; Insecta; Hymenoptera; Apidae
Gene: muc
Product: dihydrolipoyllysine-residue acetyltransferase component of pyruvate dehydrogenase complex, mitochondrial
Exons: 6
Coding region: 371-1834 (487 amino acids)
Biological process (GO): pyruvate decarboxylation to acetyl-CoA
Cellular component (GO): pyruvate dehydrogenase complex
Molecular function (GO): dihydrolipoyllysine-residue acetyltransferase activity
Source: RefSeq, a predicted model, not a curated record